Myripristis murdjan (pinecone soldierfish) is the source of this 1587-nucleotide messenger RNA. Its product is annotated as vegetative cell wall protein gp1-like. Bases 1 to 1587 code for a protein of 528 amino acids. The transcript is spliced from 3 exons. The record is from RefSeq and is a predicted model, not a curated record. Lineage: Eukaryota; Metazoa; Chordata; Actinopteri; Holocentriformes; Holocentridae.
AUGUCUGCCAAUUCACCUCCAGCUGCUGUCACCCACCCCGUCCUCCCCCGUCCCCCUGUCACCCACCCCCGUCCCCCGUCCUCCCCCGUCCUCCUGUCACCCACCCCGUCCUCCCCCGUCCCCGUCACCCACCCCGUCCUCCUGUCACCCACCCCGUCCUCCCCCGUCCUCCUGUCCCCCACCCCGUCCUCCCCCGUCCCCCGUCCUGUCGCCCACCCCGUCCUCCCCCGUCCCCCUGUCACCCACCCCGUCCUCCCCCGUCCUCCUGUCCCCCACCCCGUCCUCCCCCGUCCCCCGUCCUGUCGCCCACCCCGUCCUCCCCCGUCCCCCUGUCACCCACCCCGUCCUCCCCCGUCCUCCUGUCCCCCACCCCGUCCUCCCCCGUCCCCCGUCCUGUCACCCACCCCGUCCUCCCCCGUCCUGUCCUCCCCUGUCCUCCUGUCACCCACCCCGUCCUCCCCCGUCCCCCUGUCACCCACCCCGUCCUCCCCCGUCCUCCUGUCCCCCACCCCGUCCUCCCCCGUCCCCCGUCCUGUCACCCACCCCGUCCUCCCCCGUCCUGUCCUCCCCUGUCCUCCUGUCACCCACCCCGUCCUCCCCUGUCCCCCGUCCUGUCCCCCACCCCGUCCUCCCUCCUGUCACCCACCCCGUCCUCCCCCGUCCCCCUGUCACCCACCCCGUCCUCCCCCGUCCCCCUGUCACCCACCCCGUCCUCCCCUGUCCCCCGUCCUGUCCCCCACCCCGUCCUCCCUCCUGUCACCCGCCCCGUCCUCCCCCGUCCUCCUGUCACCCCGCCCCGUCCUCCCCCGUCCUCCUGUCCCCCACCCCGUCCUCCCUCCUGUCACCCGCCCCGUCCUCCCCCGUCCUCCUGUCACCCGCCCGUCCCCCCUCCUGUCACCCACCCCAUCCUCCCCCAUCCCCCGUCCUCCCCCAUCCCCCGUCCUCCCCGUCCUCCUGUCACCCAUCCCGUCCUCCCCCGUCCUCCUGUCACCCGCCCCGUCCUCCCCCGUCCCCCGUCCUCCUGUCCUGUCACCCGCCCCGUCCUCCCCCGUCCCCCGUCCUCCCCCACCCCGUCCUCCUGUCCUGUCACCCACCCCGUCCUCCCCCGUCCCCCGUCCUCCCCCGUCCUCCCCCACCCCGUCCUCCUGUCCUGUCACCCACCCCGUCCUCCCCCGUCCCCCGUCCUCCCGCGUCCCCCGUCCUGUCCCCCACCCCGUCCUCCUGUCACCCACCCCGUCCUCCCCCGUCCCCCGUCCUCCCCCGUCCUCCCCCACCCCGUCCCCCAUCCUGUCCCCCACCCCGUCCUCCCUCCUGUCCCCCACCCCGUCCUCCUGUCACCUGCCCGUCCUCCCCCGUCCUCCUGUCACCCGCCCGUCCCCCCUCCUGUCACCCACCCCGUCCUCCCCCGUCCCCCGUCCUCCUGUCACCCACCCCGUCCUCCCCCGUCCUCCCUCCUGUCACCCAGAGCUCACACAGAUCUGCAGCUCCGAGACACGAGCUGCCGCUGUGGCCCGCGGUGCCUUCAGGUGCUGCUGGAAAAACUUGCCCUCACCACCAGGGGGCGCUCGCUCUCCACCGCAGAGCUGA